Xenopus laevis (African clawed frog) is the source of this 2262-nucleotide messenger RNA. It is a transcript of the gene wfdc1.L, whose product is annotated as WAP four-disulfide core domain 1 L homeolog. Gene Ontology annotation, cellular component: extracellular region. Bases 319 to 993 code for a protein of 224 amino acids. The transcript has 7 exons. Gene Ontology annotation, biological process: regulation of cell growth. Gene Ontology annotation, molecular function: peptidase inhibitor activity. The record is from RefSeq and is a predicted model, not a curated record. NCBI's taxonomy places the organism in Eukaryota, Metazoa, Chordata, Amphibia, Anura, Pipidae.
CAGCCCUUCCCACAGUCAUUUGAUCCUUGCCAUGCUGUGGGUUUGAAUGGAGCACUGCUGAGUCCAGAAGCCAGAUGUGCUGCAGCUGCUCUACACUUAACUUGCAACUUGGGUUCGUCUGACAAGAGAAUCAGUACUAGUGAGAUCACUUGGGCAUGGACAGGGCACUGAACUUCAUAAUAAGCAGCAUACACAGUCUCUGAUCCCACUGCCCUCCACAACAGAGGUACAUUAGCACCCAGAGGUAUAUAUACUGAAAAGAAUCACUGAACUAAAGCCCUGCAGCAACCAACAGCGUUUGGGUGAUCCCGGGUCGGAAUGGCUGACUGGAGCCAGGCACGGGCUGCUGAGCUGGGGAGGAAAGUGCUGCUAGCUGCCGUCUGUGAGUUACUGCUACUGUCGCACUACUGUACAGGCAGGAGCCUCAGCAAGCGAGCACUGCAUCUGAAACUGAGCGACAAGUAUGAGGACUAUGAGUAUCCACUGCACCCCCAUAACACAAACUACCAGAAAAAUGAUCGGUGCCCUCCUCCUCCCCAGAGCCUUCCAGAACGUGCCUGUGAGGUGGCCAGCUGCCGAUCAGACUCUGAAUGUGAGAGGCAUAAGCGCUGCUGCUAUAAUGGAUGCAUAUAUUCAUGCUUGGAGUCUGUCCAACCUCCACCAGUUCUCGAUUGGUUGGUGCAGCCAAAGCCUCGCUGGCUUGGUGGCAAUGGCUGGCUUCUUGAUGGACCAGAGGAAAUAUUGCAAGCUGAAGCAUGCAGUACCACCGAGGAUGGUGAUGAGCCCUUACAUUGCCCAACAGGAUAUGAAUGUCACAUAAUCAACCCGGGCAGCCCAGCAGAAGGAAUCCCCAAUCGAGGACAGUGUAUCAAACAAAGAGGGAACUCGGAUGGGAGACAUUUGAGACAUAAAUAUUACAAAGAAAACCAUGAUGGUAACUACAAUAAUGUUGUGGUUGGAUUUGAAAAACAACCGCAAAAGCAUUUAGGAUAAAAGACAUUGCUUAAUCAGCUAUAUCCCAAAAUAUAUCCCCAAAAGGCACAUCAGAGCAAAGUAUGUGACUGCAACAAAGUCCCUACUAGUCCUAGACCCCAACGCUUCAGCCCAUAUGAUGAGUUCUCAGAAACAUUAUUAUUAGUGGUGUAUUUCUUAUGUAUCUAAAUAUCAAAUGGAUGCUGCUUGUAACCAAAGAAACUGUCAUGGAACUAUGUCACCAACAAAUAAGUAUCUUCCACAUCUCACCAAUGAAACAAUUUAUAAUCAAAUGCUACACUCCAAUACGUUCCCAUAAAAUGCAACUCUGCAUAUUUCUUGCCGUCCUGGCCCAUGGAGGGACACUUUCUACUCCAAAUACAUUAGGGAGAACCAGCAUCUUCCUCUUCAGUAGGAAAAACCUACCAUUGGUUGUAUUCUCGGGCAUCAUUGGAUUUGACAAUUCUACUGAGAAGUACUUGCUUCGUAGCUAUUAGGCUUUUUUUCUUUAAGGUAAUGCUGCAUCUUUAAGCACUGGAGAACUGCAUUAUGGGAGAAAUGUGUUAUUAUAUAUGUUACACUCAAAAGCAAGUCUGCCCAGUGUUAUGCCUUAAGCAGAUAAUAGAGUAUAGAUUUUCCAUGGAGGGAGGAUUUACCUUGAAUCAUUCAGCGAGCUGUUUGGUUUUAUAAAGUAUGUGUUAUUUGAUUGCAAUGGGACUACAUAAAAAGUCCCAGCAGGUGAGCCAAACUAAUAAUCCACAAAAUCCCAGAAUUUCAGAUGGAUUUGGAUUUUGUUGAAUCCCGAGUGCCUGGCUGAAGCAAUCAACCCCCUUAAAGGUUUACUAGAGGAUAAGUAACAAUUUAAUAUAAGCUUCAUGCCUAGAAAUAAACUUUCUAUAUAUAAUCAAUUCAAAAUUUUGUGCUGUUUCUGAAAUAAUUAAGUUUUACUACCUCCUCUCAGCAAUAUGUCUCUCUACAUGCAGCCUUGUGUCGGAGUUGAUCAUUUUGAAAGACAACUCCAAUACCUUAUCAAGGCAGCGGUAGCACGCCAAUGUAUUUGAUACAACUAGCAAUCAAAAUCUGACUCUGACUCCUGCAGAGAGACAAAUUGCUGAGAGAGGAUAGUGAAGAGUAACUUGAUCAUUUCAAAAAUGUCCAUUAUUUUCCUAAGCUUUUAUUCAGUUUUUGUAAAAGCUUUGUAAUACAAUUCAGUCGCAUUUUUGGUAAUGUAUAUGAGGUAUCAAACAGUGUGUAUAUUACCUUGAUAUAUGAAUAAAUGAAUUUUUGUGU